Messenger RNA from Neolamprologus brichardi, 345 nucleotides. The record is from RefSeq and is a predicted model, not a curated record. Lineage: Eukaryota; Metazoa; Chordata; Actinopteri; Cichliformes; Cichlidae.
AUGGCCCAGGUGAAGGUAGCGGGAGAGAGUGUGAGGAUCCACCAGGACAGCACGGAUCUUUACUCCGACAUGACUACUGUCAGCUCCAGUGCAGAUAUAGGAGAGUCGGUGAGGAAGGGGACAUUGUGCGAGACCUCCGUGGCCGUAGGAUUCAAUAGACGGAGCAGAGCAUACCCCUCCCCAGCCAGAAGACGCCACCGCACCACCUUCAGCCACAAACAGCUGGAGCAGCUGGAAGUGGCGUUUGGACAAAAUCAGUAUCCUGACAUCUACUACAGAGAGGAGCUGGCUCGAAUCACUAAACUCAAUGAGGCUCGCAUACAGGUGGGAUGGUCUUCAUGUUAG